Messenger RNA from Talaromyces proteolyticus, 1662 nucleotides. Its product is annotated as amino acid/polyamine transporter I. Bases 1 to 1470 code for a protein of 489 amino acids. The transcript is spliced from 7 exons. Gene Ontology annotation, biological process: transmembrane transport. Gene Ontology annotation, cellular component: membrane. Gene Ontology annotation, molecular function: transmembrane transporter activity. NCBI's taxonomy places the organism in Eukaryota, Fungi, Ascomycota, Eurotiomycetes, Eurotiales, Trichocomaceae. The record is from RefSeq and is a predicted model, not a curated record.
AUGGGUGCGACGGAAAACAACGGUCCUCAUGAUAUCAAUGGUUUCAGCAUCCUGGCACUCGGGUUCAAUAUCUGCAACAGCUGGAUUGGGAUGGCCUCCAGUCUUGCCAUCGGGAUCACACUCGGUGGCACAGUUACAGUGCUGUACGGUGCCUUGGUAACGACUGUAAUCUAUCUUGCGACAGCCGCUACCUUGGCAGAAUUGUCUUCGAUCUACCCAACGGCCGGAGGACAGUACCACUUCACGUCGCUUCUAGCGCCCAAGAGAUACAGCAGAUCGCUCUCUUACGCUUGUGGCAUUGUCUCGGCUUUUUCUUGGAUCUCACUUAGCGCUGCUGUGGCCAUUUUGAAUGCUCAACUUCUCAUUGCGAUAGCUGUUAUCUGGAACCCCGACUAUGCUCCACAAGCCUGGCACUAUUUCCUCAUUUAUCAGACGCUCGCCUUCCUUUUACUUCUUUCAAAUCUCUUCGUCAUUAAACGCGCACCAUGGUUACAUGAUAUCGGAUUUAUUCUGACACUGACAAGUUUCAUUGUCAUCCUCAUUACGUGCAUUUCAUGCUCAAACCAUAAGCAACCCAGCGAUUUUGUGUGGAAGACUUGGAUUAAUGAAACUGGCUGGCCAGAUGGAAUAUGUUUCCUGACUGGCCUGGUCACGCCAGCAUUUAUGUACGCAGGUCUCGAUGCAGCGCUCCACCUCGCAGAAGAAUGCACCCAUCCCGAGAAAACCGUGCCCAAAGCUGUGAUGUCCAGUGUGGUUAUCGGCUUCGUGACCGCAUUCUCCUUUGCAAUUGCCAUGCUCUAUGCUUUGGGCGAUUUCGAGGCUGUUCUCGCAACAGCAACACGAAUGCCAAUCAUAGAAAUUUAUCUUCAAGCAACCGGCUCACGUGUUGCUACGACGGUUUUUGCCGUCAUGUCUCUAUCAAUUGGCUGCUUCAGUCUCAAUGCAAUCCAGCAGACAUCGUCACGCCUAACAUGGGCCCUUGCUAGAGACAAUGCCUUCGUUUUCUCAACUGUGGUGUCCCGCAUCCAGCCGACAUUGCAGGUGCCGGUAUGGGCGCUACUAGGAAAUUUCGGCGUGAUCUUCUGCUGUGGCUGUUUAUACUUAGCCUCUACCACAGCAUUCAAUGCUUUGGUCGGUAUCGGCAUCGUGCUGCAGCAGCUCUCUUUUGCAUUCCCAGCCGCGCUUUUGCUUUACCGCAAACGGUCGACCAGAUUCUUGCUGUCAACGGCUCCUUUUCGCCUGAAUUCUGCACUUGGCUGGGCCGCCAACGCGCUCGUUGUGGUGUCGGCACUCAUAUGGUUUGUAUUCUUUCAAUUCCCUGUUACUCUUCCGGUGACAAGCUCCAACAUGAAUUAUGCAUGUGUGGUCACAGGGUGCAUGUGCCUACUAGGAGGUGUAAAUUGGAUCAUCCAUGGGAAAGCUCACUACCGUGGUCCUCGCAUUGAGUACGGCCUAGGAACACAGCUUUAAUCGGAAAGAACGUUCGCAAGAAUUUUACUUGCAUGCAACAGGAAUCUUUGAUGAUCAAUAUCGAUGAGAAAAUCUAAAACAGUGAACCAUGAUAGUCCGUGUAAUAAAGAGCGUAUGGAAUGUAGCGUAUGUGGAUGAGCAGGGAGGUGUUUUAGUACGGGAUAAUUGGAUUAGAAUUUGGGCAGAUCAAGG